Messenger RNA from Cololabis saira (Pacific saury), 3024 nucleotides. Gene Ontology annotation, biological process: transmembrane transport. Gene Ontology annotation, cellular component: membrane. The transcript is spliced from 9 exons. The coding region runs from base 99 to 1664 and encodes 521 amino acids. Gene Ontology annotation, molecular function: transmembrane transporter activity. NCBI's taxonomy places the organism in Eukaryota, Metazoa, Chordata, Actinopteri, Beloniformes, Belonidae. The record is from RefSeq and is a predicted model, not a curated record.
GUGAGUGGCGGUGACAGCAGCAGCGGGACAGCGGAGCGGAGCCCCGAGGGACAUGAGCGGCUCCUGAGCGGCUCCUCAAACCCCCCCGACCCUCCGCCAUGUCCCCGCUGCAGUUCUCCGUCUUCUGGCGGCUCUCCGUCAUCUUCUUCUUCAACCCGUUCCUCUUCUUUCUGGACAUUUUCACUAACGAGCUGGCGGCCGGAACGUGUCCCCAUGGCAACGGCACCACCGCCGUGCCGGUCUCUGGGGGCGGGGCCUCGCCGGCCGACAACCAAUCAGAGGGCAGGGAAGUUUCGGUGAGCGCUGCUGAUUGGUGGAGAGACAGACUGGCCCCAAACUCAGUGUGCAGCUGGAGAGACUGGUUGUCCUACGGUCAGACCGUCUACAUGAUGGGCCUGCUGCUGGGAUCUCUGGUGGGAGGAGCCAUAUCAGACCGCUUCGGGAAGCGUCCGGUGCUGCUGGUGUCCGUGUUCGUCUUCGCUGUGUGCGGCGUCAUUCCCGCCAUCCUCCCUCAGCCGCACGUCUUCCUGGCCGUCCGCUGUGUGACGGCGGUCUCCUGCUGCUGGAUCAAUAUCUGCGCCUUCAGUCUGGCCGUGGAGUGGACGCCGCCUCCCGCCCGGAUCUGGCCGCCGGCCUUCCUGCCGUUCUGCUUCAGCCUGGGGACGAUGGGCGGAGCCCUGCUGGCCUGGCUGAGCCCCAGCUGGACGCAGCUGCACCUGUCGCUGGCGCUGCCGCAGCUGAUGUUCCUGCCGCUCUACCUCCCGAUCCCGGAGUCUCCCCGCUGGCUGCUGCUGCACCGGAGGAUGGAGGUCCUGGAGCGUUACCGCGGCAACAGCCCUGCAGACCAGCGCUGCCUGGACCAGCUGCUGGACUCAGCCUGGUCCGACCUGCAGAAGACGGCCCGGGCGGUGCCGGCCAGCGCAGGCCCCGCCCACCUUGGCUGCUCCGCCCUCAAACACCCCACGAUCCUGCUGAGGCUGCUGGUCAUGAGCUACCUGAGCGCCGCCACGGCCCUGACCUACUUCGGGAUCUGCAUCAACAUCGGCUCCUUCGGCGUGGGCGUCCACACCGCCCAGUUCUUCUCGGGGCUGUCCGAGGCGCCGUGCCUGCUGGUGCCGCUGGUGCGGCUGGGCCGGCGGCCCGUUAGCAUGCUGGCGCUGUCCCUGAGCGGCGCGGCGUGCUUCGCCUCGCUGCUGCUGUCCCGCUGCGGCGCCGCGCCGGUGCUGGUGAUGGGUCUGGCCCUGCUGGGGAAGCUGUGCAUCCUGGCCGUCAUGUUCGUGUCCGUGCUGUACAGCAUCGAGCUGUUCCCCACCGUCAUCAGGCAGCGCUGCGUCUCGCUGGUCAACCUGUCCUUCCGGCUCGGCUCCCUGGCCGCCACGCUGGCGCCGCCCGGCCCCGACGGAGCCAUCUCAUUAGCCGCCAUGGUGGUGUACAGCAGCGGGCCGGUGCUGGGCUCCGCCCUCUGCCUGCUGCUGCCCGAGACCAGCGGCGUCCCGCUGCCCGACUCGCUGGAGGACUGUGACGGGCAGCCCUGGCCGCCGCGUCUCUGGAGGCCCUGGAAGCUGCUGAGCAGAGAGACAGAGACGCCAGAGACACCAGAGACUGUACCUGCAGAGAAGAACGACAGCAGCUCCCUGUUCCUGUCGUCCACCUGCUCUAGUUAGUCCAGGGGUCUUAGUUAGAGCUAGUUAGUUAGUUAUUAGGGGUGUAACGAUACACUAAUCUCACGAUACGGUACGAUACACGAUAUUGAGGUCACGAUAACGAUACGAUAUUAUAGCAGUAUUUUUUUUUAACAACCUUGAAUGAGAAACAUACGACUGGAAAAAAUGGUCUUUUAUUUGAAAGACACAAAAUACAAAACAAUGCUGUGCGUUUGCCCUAUUGUUACAGUUUGUAAUGCUUUAUAACUGUUUAAGUUUUAAAGAGAAAGCCAGGCCAACCAUUUUCCACAAACUGAACUAAAAGUAAAUGUCAGGUUUGCAUUAUGAUCUUCAGUUUCAUACAAUAAAAAUAUUUUGUCACAAACUGAAUAGUUUCUCUCAUGUAUGGUUUGACUUUUUUUUUUCCAGAAAUUUAACAACUAAAAUUAAAUAAAAGUAAAUAAAUAAACUAUGAAAAGUCCCAAACUCCAAAUGCAACAUGACUGUUAUUUAUCUUCUGCCAGAGCUCAGAGCUUCACCUGCUCCAGCCUGAGGCCGUAAGGUGAACCCGUUAUCGUUUCAUCCUCCACCUUUGGGGACGACACAAACUUUACAUCAGAAAAAAGAUUGAUUCAUGCUCACCUUAGAAGUAAAAGUUUGGAGCUCAAAACCCCCCAAGAGCAAAACGGUACUAGUUUCUUCUGAGCGUAGUCAGAUUUUGGUCCGCGGGUCGAGGUCGUCACGUGAUCCCGCUGCACCAAUUGGAUGUUACUAGUAAAUACAAUAUAUUAAUAUUAAUAACUCAAUAUCAGCUACAGUUUGUCACCUCCACGACACGUAUCGUGACGUUUGUGUAUCGCCCAAUUUCGUGGCACGAUAUAUUGUUACACCCCUACUAGUUAGGGUUAGUUAGUUAGAACUAGCUAGUUAAGAGUUACUUAGUUAGAGUUAGUUAGGGUUAGUUACAGUUAGAAAGAGCUAGUUAUAGGUAAUUUGGGUGAAUUAAUUAGGGUUAGUUAGAGUUAGAGCUAGUUAAAGUUGGUUACGGUUAGUUAGUUAGCAAGGGGUAGUUAAUUAGACCUAGUUAUGGUUAGUUAGAGUUAGAACUAGUUAGAAAUAGUUAGAGUUGGUUAGUUAGAGCUAGAAAGUUAGAUUUAGUUAUAGCUAGUUAAUUUUAGUUAGGUAGAGCUAGUUAGUUAGAGUUAGUUAGAGCUAGUUAGUUAGUUAGUUAGUUAGUUAGUUAGUUAGUUAGAGCUAGCUGGUUAUAAUCAGAUCAAUCACAGCUUCACACUGGAACCCUUCUGAUGAUUUUUUCCCCUCAGACGAGUCUGAAGAAAUCGUCUCUUGUUUUUUAAUGAGCAAUUUUCUAUUUUUAUCACUG